Cucumis sativus (cucumber) is the source of this 1118-nucleotide messenger RNA. Its product is annotated as chromatin assembly factor 1 subunit A. The record is from RefSeq and is a predicted model, not a curated record. The transcript has 2 exons. NCBI's taxonomy places the organism in Eukaryota, Viridiplantae, Streptophyta, Magnoliopsida, Cucurbitales, Cucurbitaceae. Bases 203 to 784 code for a protein of 193 amino acids.
UUCAUAUCAACCGUUCCCAUCUUAUUCCUCUCUCUACUCUCACUCCCCAAGCUGCCAUUUGCAAAAUGCUUCCAUCUCGAGCUCUAUAAUCAACCCUUUGUUUUUUUUGUUCUUCAAUUCGUAAUUUUGAAAUCCCUGUUUUUGUUGAAUUUAUUUGUUCAAAUCGUUCUGAUUUUGAAGCCCAGAAGCUUGUACGACACCAAUGGCGUUUGCGUCUGGUUCCGUGAUCCGCAAUGCAACCAAUCUCUCUAAUAACCUUCUUCGUUCCUUCUCCACUUCCAUCAAAACCGCUCAACAUAACAAUCACCUGCAGACCCAAGAAUACUUGGAGGCGAACAGCUUUAUUGGUAGCUGGCAGGCCCCGAAAAACCCCAAGGAAGCGCAGGCCAGACUUGCUCGGCUCCGAAGGGAGUAUGCCAAGCAGGUGAAACAGGUACGUAAGAAUUACAUCCAGGAGGUUGAACUCUUGAGGCUCGAAAGGGAGCAGAAGGACGAAGCCAAGAAAGAAGCGCUUAGGGUUGCCAAUGAGGAACGCAAGAAGCUUAAAGCUGAAGCUGCUAAAGUCCGAGCUGAAGAGCGUAAGGUUGCUGAUGAAGAGUUCCGACUGACUUUGGUGAAAGAAAGAGCUGAGAAGUUGGAGCAUUGGAGAAUGAUGGAAAAGAAGAGGGAAGAAAAAAAGAAAGAAAAGAAGGAGCUACUAAGACGGCAGAGUUCCAUGUGGGUUGAUGAAAAUAAAUUGGAAGAGAAGCUAUUAGAAGCCAUUGUUAAUACCAUCACUCUCUGAGCUUUCUUACUUUCCAGUGAUAAUUGCCCAACUUUCUCUUACGUUUCUUUGUUGGAAGCAAUUUUUAGUUACUGGAUUCUAGCUGAGAAGUUUCUGCAUAAUCCAAGUUUUUGACUCUUGCGAUGAAGCACUCGACAUCUUGUACACCCUUUUGUUACUGUUAUUAUUAUCGUUUGGGGGGAAAUCAGUUUCUACUCUUUGAUGUUGUUUCUGUUAUUAUUAUCAUUAGGGGGGAAAGUCAGUUUCUUCUACACUUUGAUGUUGUAGCAUUUAAAACUUCAAACUAAUAAUUCUAUAAUUCUAUCAAUUUAGAGCAUGUUAUCUUCAUUACAAA